AGGAGAGGAUAUAUUAUAUAAACACGAGAGGGAAACAGAGAGGUGUCUUGAAAUCGUAUUAUCUUCGAUGGGAAACCCUAAUUCCCCGAUUGGAGAAACAACUUCCGUGCAAUCGCCUAAUUUGUCGAUUGGGGAAACAGCAUCCGAUUUGGAUUUGUGUGGCAAACGAAAAAGAGGUAAUGAGAUUCAGGAAACCGAUGGCGCCAUAGCAAAAGAGGCAAAGGCAAAGGAAUCGCGGCAGGUAUCGGAAUUCACAGAUUUCGGUGACCUAGUGCGUUUUUUCAAAAGUAAGAUGAUCUUCGAAAAGGAAGAUUUCGAUUUUUUGAGAGAUUAUUGCGACAGUGAUUUUGAUGAUGAUGACGUAUUAGAGGAGAAGAAACAAAGUGUUCCCUUCGACAAGGGGCCCGUUCUCAAAUACAUCAGCCAAGUCCGCAAUAGCGGUGGUUUUGAUGUGGAUGUGAAGCUCCCUCGUUGGCUGGAUCUGGGCUGGUUUUUCAUCCACCUUCCUCUGUGUGAUCCUGAACAUCAUGAUUAUGUGUGUGAGCGAACAAAGCUUGCAAUUGAUGAAAUCAAUAUUGACAUGAAAAGCAAAACUUUUGAGCUUGUGAAAAUUGUCAAUGCUGUAAUGACGCGGUCCGCCGAAUCUCUGAUGCUUUUGACUCUGGCUGUGAAAAAAGUUGUGGCAGCUGAAGAAGAUACUACUGAUGCUAUCACUAUUCAAGCAAUUGUCCAUGAUCCCUUUUAUGCCCCUUGGGAGCUUAAGGAGUGGAGGGUUAAACCAUAGCUCAAGGUUUGAUUGCUCCAGUUCUUCUACUAUGUUAUAUAGUCAUGUUUUAACAAGUUCUUGCUACUUCUACUACUCUGUUUAUGUUUUCCAUCUACGUAACAUAUUUAAUGUUUGAACAAUUCUACUUAUUAUCAGUAUUUGAGCUCA
Molecule: messenger RNA, 934 nt
Organism: Salvia hispanica
Lineage: Eukaryota; Viridiplantae; Streptophyta; Magnoliopsida; Lamiales; Lamiaceae
Source: RefSeq, a predicted model, not a curated record